This is a messenger RNA of Nannizzia gypsea CBS 118893, 894 nucleotides long. RefSeq lists its product as hypothetical. The record is from RefSeq and is a predicted model, not a curated record. The coding region runs from base 1 to 894 and encodes 297 amino acids. Gene Ontology annotation, molecular function: omega-amidase activity. Gene Ontology annotation, biological process: L-glutamine metabolic process; oxaloacetate metabolic process. The transcript is spliced from 2 exons. Gene Ontology annotation, cellular component: mitochondrion. NCBI's taxonomy places the organism in Eukaryota, Fungi, Ascomycota, Eurotiomycetes, Onygenales, Arthrodermataceae.
AUGGCUUCACUUCUCAAAAAGCCACUGAAGAUUGCCCUAGUUCAGCUGGCUUCGGGAGCUGACAAGGCCGCCAACCUUGCGCAUGCGCGCACGAAGGUACUGGAAGCUGCACGGGCUGGGGCUUCGCUAGUAGUCUUGCCGGAAUGCUUCAAUUCACCCUAUGGCACGCAAUACUUCUCGAAAUACGCAGAAACGCUUCUUCCAUCUCCUCCGUCCCAAGAACAGUCGCCAUCUUUCCACGCAUUAUCCUCUAUCGCCCAGGAGGCCAAAGCAUACCUUGUUGGCGGGAGUAUCCCGGAGCUCGCUCCAGAGAGCAAGAAGUAUUACAAUACCUCUCUUGUGUUCUCACCAACUGGUUCAUUGAUUGCUUCUCAUCGGAAGACCCAUCUGUUCGAUAUUGAUAUCCCAGGAAAGAUUAGAUUCAAGGAGAGUGAGGUUCUCUCUGCGGGCAAUAAAGUCACUAUUGUUGAUUUACCGGAAUAUGGCAAGAUAGGACUCGCCAUUUGUUAUGACAUUCGUUUCCCGGAAACUGCUAUGAUUGCCGCCCGUAACGGCUGCUUCUUGUUAGUCUACCCAGGAGCAUUCAACCUGACCACAGGGCCGUUGCAUUGGUCGUUACUGGGCCGUGCUCGUGCCAUGGAUAACGAGGUUUAUGUGGCUCUCUGCAGCCCGGCUAGAGAUCUCGAUGCCACGUACCACGCUUGGGGUCACAGCUUGGUUGCUAAUCCCAAGGCGGAAGUUAUAACAGAGGCUGCUGAGAAGGAAGAGAUCGUAUACGCUGAAAUUGACCCGCAAAGCAUCGAAGAAACCCGAAAAGGAAUCCCCAUAUAUGAACAAAGGCGAUUCGAUGUAUAUCCCGAUGUAAGUAAGGGGAAGAUCAGGUUUGAGGAAUGA